Messenger RNA from Hemiscyllium ocellatum (epaulette shark), 3055 nucleotides. RefSeq lists its product as uncharacterized. Bases 70 to 969 code for a protein of 299 amino acids. Gene Ontology annotation, biological process: positive regulation of DNA-templated transcription. The record is from RefSeq and is a predicted model, not a curated record. Gene Ontology annotation, cellular component: nuclear body. Lineage: Eukaryota; Metazoa; Chordata; Chondrichthyes; Orectolobiformes; Hemiscylliidae. The transcript is spliced from 4 exons.
UCAUCAUCCCCAAACCCAUACAUCCCUGAAAAUCGUGAAUAAAUUGGAUGAUCACCAGCAUUUUUAACAAUGGCCAGGAGAGCAAGUAAAAACUGGGCAGACGAGGAGAUCAAAGGUUUGCUGUCCAUUUGGAAAGAUAAGUCCAUUCAGGAUCAGCUGGCCGGAGCAGUGAGGAAUAAAGAUGUGUUCGUGAGGAUCUCCAACAACCUUAACGCCUUAGGGGUCAAUCGGGACUGGAAGCAAUGCCGGGCUAAAGUGAAGAACCUGAAAUACGAAUACAGGACCAUGAUGAGCCAGAGGAAAUCCGGUAGGAGGUGUAAAUCCAUGCGCUUCUACAAUGAAAUUGACGCUGUUCUGGGAUGCCGAUCCCCCCAGGCUAAAGGAUCACAGGACAGAACAGUCCUCAGUGUGGUCAUCAAGCAAGAGGAGAGGGAGGAUAAAUUGGAAAAUGGCCCAGCACAGGCCUCAGCAGCCUCCGAAAAUAUCACAGCAUGCUAUAUCCAACCAGUUGUUGCCCAGAGCAGAGAUGGGGAAGACGAUAAGGUUCUGCCCGAACCACAGUCUGAAGCAGACAGUGUUACAGCAGAAACAGAAGGCCCUGUGGAAGAAGAGGUGGUUAGUACAGCCUCGGAGACCCCUGCUGCAACAAGCAGAAAAAGGACUGAAUCUGAACACGAAUGCACAGUGCCAAACAAGAGGAUGAAGCUGAAGAAAGGAACCAUGUUUCAAAGACACAUUGGCACAAUUAUCAACACCUUUAUGGACUAUCAGAGGAAAGCUGAAGAGAGGUUCUACAAAUGGGAGGAAGAGAGGCGAAGAGAGGAGCGUGAGCAUGAGCUGCGGAUUAUCCAACUAUUGCUCGAUCAUUCCAGAUCCUCAAUGAUUCAGACACCUCAGACACCCGAUUACAUGAGAUCACUGCACAGCCAGAACACCAAUGUGUUCACCCCUCCUCCCUCAAACAAUUAACAUUCAGGAUCUUUUUUUGAUAAUUUUAAAUUAUUUGCUGUUGAUGGUGCACUGUUGUAACAGCAUUGUUAGUCAGGACCAAUUAAGUUGCCAUUUCCUAGAUUUGCUCCCUUAUUGCCAGCUCUUAUGCAUCCAAGUCUUAACAGGAAGAUGAAGUGAAAGGAUGGUGACAGUGUUUAUGAAAGAAAAUUUCCCCAGUAAUUGCACUAUACACCAACUAAAACAAGCCAAGUAGGUCCCAGAUUCUAUCGACAGGUGAUGCUACAUUAAGUGACCUCAAUAUUGGUGAUGUUAGAAUUGACUUAUCCAAGCUUUGUGUGAGCAUCUGUGUGUAUGUAUGUGUGUGCAUAUUUGGGUUUAGCUGGUGAAGUCCCCUUCCCACAUUCAAAAGGUUUACUGUCGCGACUUGGUAUCUCGGCUCAACAGGACUGGAAGCUGUUUCCACCUGGAAUUGUAUCCCAGCGAAUCAUCACAGGAAAAAAUAUUAAUUGUAGAAAAAAACAAUGGAAAGGUAAGUUGAUAGCAUCUAAAAAAGGAUACAUUUUGGGAUGGGACUAUUCCUCGGAAUAUGCUCUCACUUUAAAAUGUUAACCCGACUUCUCAAAUGCAGAUGCACAUUCAACACUUUCACCAUUAAUUUUAAAAGUUCAUGUUUAGUUGCUAUUUGAGUCAGUGAAGCUGUGAUUUUAAAAUGUAUUGGGGAACCGGGAUAGUUUCCUGAACUGCAAAGGAUGAUGAGGGGCACUAUGUUACAGGAUUAAUCGAUGUCCUAUAUAAAUUAUCAAAUUUUCUUUGCUCUGUGAGAAUACUUUCUUACUGGGACAUGAUGAGAGCUUCAAGUGAGAGCAAUCUAAUAUCUCAGCGAGUACCUAUACCUUGUGCUGUGUUACUGAGCCAGUCAGAAAAGCCACAGAGCAGCAAUAUUUCAGUUUGAUUUCUUGUCAAUACUGAAUUCAUCUUUGGUCAUUGUGGGUCAAUUUGCCUCUUUAUGGAGGAAAGAUCAUUCCAUUGAUAACCUGAUUAUUAUCGAGAUGCAAAAUAUGUAUGGCUCGGGUGAGAAGAGGUUUAGCUCUGUUGGUAUCAUAGUUGAAUCCCUUGCCUUUACAAGUUAGUCCAGUUAUUUAGGUGCAGAACUAUACUGGCACCAUAGAACCAUCCCCCAGCAAGAAUUAGAUGAUGGAGGAAAACUAAAACAAGAGAAGUAUUUUCAAAAAUAUUAUUUUUCUUUAAUACUGACUAAAUUAAAUAGUUUACCGUAUAAUAAUGGCAAAUCUUAAACCUUGUCUGCAAAAGCUGGUGGUGGAUGAAAAGCAUCAUGGGUAGUUAAUAUCAGUGAACCUCUCUUUCUUAUUUUGGGAUCAAGCAAUUGGUUUUACAUGGAGACAUUCCCUCAUGUUAUGAAGACCAUUAUGUUUUCAGCAAACAACUUCUGGAGUCUUUAAAAAGCAUUUAUCAUCACACAUUAUGAAGCAGUAACUGUCCUAAUAAUGCAUUGCAAGAUCUAACCUUGUAGUAAUGCACGUCAUUUGAUGCUGUAUCAGUGAGUUCUUUCAUCAAAAUGCUUUUAUCACACAUAUUUUCCUGUCACUCAAGUAAAGAAAACAGCAAAACCAACGUCAUAUGUUUUAUUAAAAAAUGAGUCAAAUGUUUGUUCUAUGUGAGCUAAUGCAUCUGAUUGUUGAUGGAUUUGUUGAUAGCCACUCUCCUUGUUUACUCAGCACUGAUUUGUUUAAAUAUACUUAAAUAAUAUUAAUCUUUGCAUUUAUUAAAUUGUCAUAUUUAACAAUGUCAGUGAAAGGGAAACAAUUCAGGAAAAGCCCUACAUCCUACUAAUAACAGUAAAACAAAGCUUAUUAAAUUUUUGAAAGUAUUGGAUGAGGGAGGAAUGUUAACCGGAACUCCAAUUUCUUUGUGUUUCUGAACAGACUGGCAGGUCCUUGUAUUUACAUCUCAGAAAGCACCUCCAAUAAUGCAACAUUAGAGGAUUGCACAGAUUAUGCACACUAGAUGUAGUGGAAUUGAAUUCAUAAGGUGCCAGAAUCUUUGUUUAGCUUCCUAAAUAAACCUGUACAUGUGAAAUUGAUUC